Molecule: messenger RNA, 970 nt
Organism: Cavia porcellus (domestic guinea pig)
Lineage: Eukaryota; Metazoa; Chordata; Mammalia; Rodentia; Caviidae
Gene: Apcs
Product: amyloid P component, serum
Exons: 2
Coding region: 148-819 (223 amino acids)
Biological process (GO): innate immune response
Molecular function (GO): complement component C1q complex binding
Source: RefSeq, a predicted model, not a curated record
UGGUGCUUUCCAUUCCCAUCCUCAACCCAGGGGCAAAUACCACCUGGGAUCUUAGACUAUGAACCUCAGAGCUGAGUGAACAGCCACUGUGCUGCCUCCUACAUUGUGCUGUCACUGCUGCUGCUGUCACGGCCCCAGCCCAAGAACAUGGACAAGAUGCUUUUUUGGGUCUCUGUCUUUACCAUCUUCCUGGAUGUCUUUGCUCAGACAGACCUCGACAAGAAGGUAUUUGUGUUCCCUAGAGAAUCUUCCAGUGAUCACGUGAAUCUGAUAACAAAAUUGGAGACACCUCUGCAGGAAUUUACCGUGUGUUUGCGAGCUUAUAGUGAUCUUUCUCGACAUUACAGCCUCUUCUCCUACAACACCCCAGGCAAGGAUAAUGAGCUACUCAUUUAUAAAGAAAAGCUUGGAGAAUACAGUCUGUACAUUGGAGGGACCAAAGUCACAGCCAGGGUUCCCGAAGAGAUUCUAGCUCCAGUGCAUAUCUGUACCAGCUGGGAGUCCUCCUCUGGCAUUGCUGAGUUUUGGAUCAAUGGGAAGCCUUUGGUGAAAAAAGGUCUGAAGAGGGGGUACUCUGUGGCAGCUCACCCCAAGAUUAUCUUGGGGCAGGAGCAGGAUUCCUAUGGAGGAAAGUUUGAUCGAGGUCAGUCAUUUUUAGGAGAGAUUGGGGACGUGUACAUGUGGGACUCUGUACUGUCUCCAGAUGACGUCCAGGCUGUGUAUUAUGGGUCCUAUGUCAAUGGUAGUAUCCUGAACUGGCAGGCUCUGAACUAUGAGUUGAAUGACUAUGUCAUCAUCAAACCUCGAGUGUGGGACUGAGGUCUAACACUGACCGAAGCUAUUGAAAAUGAAAUGACCAACACCUGAGAGAUCUUCUCAAAGCCUCUGGAUACCAGAGCCUUUACCUGUAGUGCUUUUUUGAAUUUCCCAUCUAUAUUUCUGCCUAAUAAAAUGGUUGUGUUAUGCCAUC